Molecule: messenger RNA, 255 nt
Organism: Bipolaris victoriae FI3
Lineage: Eukaryota; Fungi; Ascomycota; Dothideomycetes; Pleosporales; Pleosporaceae
Exons: 1
Coding region: 1-255 (84 amino acids)
Source: RefSeq, a predicted model, not a curated record
AUGGGAACGUCAUGGCUCUGGAGAAGGACGUGGGGGGUAGAGAAGGGUGUACCGGCCGGUAAAAGAAUACAUGGGCCUCGUUGUUUCUGGACGGUAGUUGGUAGGGAUGGAAGUUGUGGGUGGGGGUGUUGUUUGCCUAGAUCCAUGUAUCGAGUUUGUUCCUCACGCUGUUCAAUUUUGAAAAUGCCGAGUCAUUCACGUAUUCUUGUUUUUUCUUGCUUUAUUUCUUUCGUAUUCUAUAUCACUAAUCGAUGA